This is a messenger RNA of Orbicella faveolata, 3134 nucleotides long. RefSeq lists its product as uncharacterized. Lineage: Eukaryota; Metazoa; Cnidaria; Anthozoa; Scleractinia; Merulinidae. Gene Ontology annotation, biological process: positive regulation of mitotic nuclear division; positive regulation of cell population proliferation; epidermal growth factor receptor signaling pathway. The record is from RefSeq and is a predicted model, not a curated record.
AAUACAUUGCUAUGGUUUUUUUCUUUCGCAGGAUCUGUACGAAGUUACAUAAUCAUGUCUGCAAGAUUUGUGGUUUCUUUCUUGCUGAUAUGUCUUUUGGAAGUGGAAGGCUCUUGCCCUCCCGAAACACAGUGCUUUGGAAAUGGCAACUACGAACCUACAACGCAGACUUGCCAGUGCUACGCUCGACAGCGGACCGGGCUCUACACGGGAGAAUGCUGUGAAAGCAUCGACUGCAAGCCGAAUGCGACCUGCAAACAUGGCUACUGCGGCCAGGAUGGCUUAACAUGCGAACGUUGCCUGACGGGGUGGACUGGGCCUAACUGCGAGAACGUGUCGUCAUGCUAUCCGUGGUUUCCCUGCAAACAUGGCGCAUGCGUCAAGUCCCCGAUGAAAUGUGACUGUGAUCCUGGCUGGGUGGGAGACAUGUGUGACCGAUCACUAUGCAAAGUAAACUGCGUCUAUGGAGCAUGCCCAAACGACCCAAUGAAAUGCGUAUGCUACGAAAAUUACUACAGCCCUGAAAAUGGAUGUGCCAGGUCUUACUGUCAUAGAGGAUUUGAAUGUUUGAACGGAGGAUACUGUAUCGACCUCACCCAUUGUGUUUGUCCGCCACACUAUUCAGGUCUUCACUGCGAGACUAUCAGUGAAUGCAGCGUACCGUGUGCACACGGACGGUGUAGCCACAAACCUGACGUAUGCGAAUGUGAGGCAAACUGGAAGGGAGAAAACUGUACCGAGUAUACUGGACCGUGCCUUAACUGCAGCUCCACUGGAGGGACAUGCGAGGACGGGCCUAAUACAUGCAAUUGCAAACCAGGAUACAUGGGCCCACAGUGCUCUGUCAAGAUGUGUGACGGAUGUGAACAUGGAGCUUGUGACGUCACUCCUUUGGGAAAGAGGUGCACCUGCGACUAUGGUUGGGUGAGCCAAGUCCAUGUCUCUGGCUUUGAUCCUCAACAUGGCCCCUGCAACAUAAUCAGGUACUGCGUGGAACCCUGCAAGCAUGGCUCAUGUCCACAUGACCCAUUCAAGUGCGAAUGCACCCCGCCUUAUGUGGGAACAGAAUGCGACAUGAUCCAGUGUCCCAAGUGUUGUCCACCGCAGACGUGCGACUGCUCUGACCCAAACAACGUUCAGUGCUUACCUAGGUGGCAUCACGACUGCUGUCUGCUAAAAUCCUGUUUCCGAGGGGAUACCUUGGUUCACACUGCAAAAGGUCUGGUGCCGAUCGAGAGUAUCAAAGAAGGGGAUAUGGUGGUGACUCGCCACGAGGGCGACGAUCCGUCGGUUUCGUACCUCCGUCGCGUCGACCAAGUUCGGAAACGCCUCGUACCUGCGAAAGAUCUGGUCGUGUUCCGAAUGCACAACGAAGACAUCUGGGUCACACCGGAUCAUCCCUUCUUCGAGGUGGGAUCACGCUCGUGGUUGAAUGCUAAAGACGUGACGACGUCACAUUCGCUUCACGCAUUAAAAGGAAAAGCGCCGAAACUUAAGCAACACCUAACGGGCUCGCAACUCUACUCGUCACCCCAAGGCGGACUCGUGCCUGUGUACGAUCUUUCAGUUGAUGAAUACGAUCGAUAUUCUGUCGGAAAAGAGGGGCUUCUCGUGGCGUCGUGUAAUGACUCCGACGAUCUAAUGACUCGGGAUAAACAGGUUUGGGGUGAGAAGGCACACCCACAAUUUCUGAGCAGCUUGGAUGAAAAACAAGUCGGCAAGGACGACAGCAUGUACAGCUCUAGCGAAGAUGAAUCUGACGACUCUGGCCGCUCGGAUCCAGGCGUCAUCUCUAUCGCGAUCGUAGCAGGUGUACUGGGUGCUAUCGCCUUGCUGGUAGUGACCAUCAUGAUCGUGAGAAAGUACCGUAACCAGAAAAAGUAUGGCAAAGAGUUGGAGCAUUUGGUAUGCCAAACCUGAUUUGCAGCGAGCUAGAAAGGAUGACCUAUAGGGGUGUUCAGAUGCCUGGACAUUUUUAAGGGCUAGAGAUCAUUUCGUUCAGUUUUAAUCAUCAUAAUCCGUUGAUUUUACGUAAAAAGAAAUAGAUCCAGGGACCUGUAAUCAACCUUGAUCCUUUCGUAUCAGUCGGGGGCGGAUCUAUGGAGGGGGGUGAAUUGGGUGGCUAGCCACUUCCCCUUUUAGAAGAAGCAAAAAUAGAAAACUGAAAUAUGUUGUGAAGUUGCAGAAGUGAAAGGAAAUACUCUGGACAGUCACCUCAAUGUUAUAUCUUCUUUGUGGCAUUGCUAUCAUUUGUGGUGUAACAGUUUUAAAUUAGGUUCCAAUUCUCAAAUUGACACAUUUUUGGGGCAUGCUCAAUUGAUUCUGCAACCUGAAGGUACAAUCCACCCCCACUUGAAAAAUACUUGAUCCGCCCCUGUCAGUGUAGUUCGUUAGGCAAUAAUAUAUUUUGUUGUCGAUGCCGCUUUUAAAAAGGGCCUAAGUAAAAGUGCAGACAGGAAUUGAAGCUAGUGAUUCAUUGUGUCUACGUGUACGCGGUAUGACUGAACACAUUUAUUUCAUGUGGUUUGGUAGGAUUAUAUAUCAUAUAGUUAUCUUGUUUUAUUUCGCUCGCCAUAUUUAUUAAUUCCGUACUUGCUGUGUUAAAUAGAAUAUCGCCUGGAGGCUGAUGUACUCUUAUUGUACUGAAUACGGUCUGUCUAUUAGUUACAUCCAUGCUGAGAAAGUUUGAGAAUUCUCUACGUGAUGUACGUAAAUGGCAAAAAUUAGACGGACGUAACAAUGCCGAACUUUAUUAGAAACAUUAAAUGCAUUGCAAUGUAAUGACAUGCACUGAGCCUAUGGAGCGUUUUCACUCACGUGCCAAUUCUUCGGAACAAAAGAAAGUGUUCACAUAAGAAAAAGAGUUCAACUCCCACAGGAUUUAUUGAAGACACCAACAUGGCCGCCGUUUCCUUGUUUUGGGACAGCAAUAAGGCUGCCAUAACGUCAUGUGAAACCACUCUGUAGGAACAAGUACUGUAAGUUUUCAUGUUUAUUUAGCGUUCACACAAUGCUAACUUGAUGUUUUUAUGGGCGAUAUUGUAACAGCAGUUCCGAUUUAUUCUCGGAUUUAUACUCCAGUUAACAUGUACUUGGCUUAAUUUUGGGACAACAAUAAACUACGUUAGAGAGAA